CGGUGCUUUCCUGACGCGUGCGCAGUGGGUCGGAGAGCAGCCAUGCCGGAGCCGCGCGGGUCGUCGCCCCUGCGGGUGAACGCGGCGUUCGCGGCGAGGUACGGCCGCUACCGUGAGCGAGAGGAGCUGCAGCGGCUGAAAGAUCGCUACGGAGACCGGCACAGCGGCAGCGACUCCAGCUCCGAAUCUGAUUCCAGCGACGAGCACGUGGAAUUUGACCCUCAGCAAGAGCGUGACUUUUACAGGACUCUCUCCUUGUUGAAGAAGAAGGACCCCCGCAUUUAUCAGAAAGAUGCCACCUUCUAUCAGCGAACAGUAUCGUCCUCAGACAGCGAAGAGGAGCUGGCAGCUGAGAAGCGAAAGAAGGUGCAACCCAUGUACCUGAAGGACUACGAGAGGAAGGUUAUCCUGGAGAAAGGAGGCAAAUAUGUCGAUGAGGAGAAUUCAGAUGGGGAAACCUCCGAUCAGAGAUUCCAGCAGACCUCGUCGAAGAGUUACGUGGAAGAACAGAAACAGCUGAAGGAAAGCUUCCGGGCGUUUGUGGAGGACAGUGAGGAUGAAGACAGCGCUGAGGAAGGUGGCUCCGGGUUGCUGCAGAAACGUGCUAAAAGCAGAGAGGAGAAGGCCCAGGAGGAUGCUGACUACAUUGAGUGGCUGAAGGGGCAGGAGAUUCAGAACCCCGACACCCUGAAAGAACUGACUCACCUCAGGGAAUUCUGGAACAACCCAGAGCUGGACGAGGGGGAGCGCUUCCUGCGAGAUUACAUCCUCAACAAACGCUAUGAGGAAGAAGGGGAGGAGGAAGAUGAGGAGGAGGAAGACGAAGAGGAGGAAAGGGUCCCCGGUCCCCCGGUCCAGCUGGCUGUGGACGACUCCUCAGACGAGGGUGAACUGUUUCUGAAGAAGCAGGAGGACUUUGAGCUCAAGUACAACUUCCGCUUUGAGGAGCCAGACUCUGCCUCAGUCAAGACCUACCCUCGGAGCAUCGCCUCCUCCGUGCGCCGAAAGGACGAGCGCAGGAAGGAGAAGAGGGAGGAGACACGGGAGAGGAAGAAGAGGGAGAAAGCAAGGAAGCAGGAGGAGCUCAAGCAGCUGAAGAACCUGAAGAGGAAGGAGAUCCUGGCCAAGCUGGAGAGGCUACGGCAGGUCACGGGCAACGAGACGCUGGGCUUUGAAGAGCAGGACCUGGAGGAUGACUUCGACCCUGCCCGGCACGACCAGCUCAUGCAGAAGUGCUUCGGGGACGAGUACUAUGGCGCCAUGGAGGAGGAGAAGCCACAGUUUGAGGAAGAAGAAGGGCUGGAAGACGACUGGAACUGGGACAUGUGGGCUGGGCCGGAGCAAGGUGGAGCUUGGAGCCAACAGGAGCCGCACUGCGAGGACCCCGACUUCAAUAUGGAUGCUGACUAUGACCCCAGCCAGCCCCGGAAGAAGCAGCGAGAGGCCCCUUCGUUGGGCAAGAAGAAGCGGAAGUCACCCUUCGCUGCGGCUGUGGGACAGGAGAAGCCUGUGUUUGACCCCGGGGACAAGACAUUCGAGGAGUACCUGGACGAGUAUUACCGUCUGGACUACGAGGACAUCAUUGAUGAUCUGCCCUGUCGCUUCAAGUACCGCACGGUGGUGCCCUGCGACUUUGGACUUAGCACUGAGGAGAUCCUCGCUGCCGACGACAAGGAGCUGAAUCGGUGGUGCUCCCUGAAGAAGACCUGCAUGUACAGGUCGGAGCAGGAGGAACUGCAGGACAAGAGGGCAUACAGCCAGAAGGCCCGGAACGUGUGGAAAAAACGGCAGAUCUUCAAGUCACUCUGCCCAGAGGAGGCAGAGAUGCCCACGGAAGCCACAGGGAAGCCACAGAGAGACAGAGCUGGCUCAUCAGGACAGCUGGUGGCACUUGAUGGGGCCUGUGGCAAGCGGUCCCGGCCUGAGAGCACCCCAGCAGAGGAAGAGGCAGACCCUGUGACACCCACGGAGAAGCUGGGCCCCCAGAGGCGGAAGAGGGGCAAGAAGGCACGUCUCCUGGGCCCCACAGUGACACUUGGGGGACGAGAGUUCAGCCGCCAGAGACUGCAGGCCUUUGGCCUCAACCCCAAACGGCUGCACUUCCGGCAGCUGGGCCGACAGCGGAGGAAGCAGCAGGGGCCCAAGGCUAGCCACUGAGCCCGAGGGAGCCUGCAGGGGCCCCUUCCCCUUCUUAUUGACUGUAUGGACCCUCACAUCUACCUGUAGGCCAGGGAGUCUUCCCAUCUUAGAGAUGUGGAAGCUGAGGCCUACUCAACAAGCUUCCCCAGAUGACUCAGGGAACCUCCCCGCAAGACACACUCAAAUGCUGGGCCCAGCAAUAGCCACAGUCAAGUCAAACGGCUUUAUUACCCCCCAGCGGCCACAGCCCCUCCUCCCUCUCACCAGCUCUUGGCAGGAUAGGGGCUUUGUGACCAGUGAGGGGCAUGGACGGUCCAGUGCAAACUACAGUACGGAGUCAGGCCCUGAGUGGGUGCCCGGGGGCCUCCCUCCCUGCCCCAUGAGGAGGGCCCAGCUGGUGGGAGGCAGGUGUGCGGGCUCUGUUCCUGGCUGAACAGCCCCAGCCCUGAGGCUUCCUGGACUGGUCUCUCUCAGCUGCACUUGUCAGGGGGGAGUUCAAGCUCCCACACCUAACAUGACAUAAGUUAAAAAUAAAUAGGG
Molecule: messenger RNA, 2679 nt
Organism: Capra hircus (goat)
Lineage: Eukaryota; Metazoa; Chordata; Mammalia; Artiodactyla; Bovidae
Gene: KRI1
Product: KRI1 homolog
Exons: 19
Coding region: 43-2157 (704 amino acids)
Biological process (GO): endonucleolytic cleavage in ITS1 to separate SSU-rRNA from 5.8S rRNA and LSU-rRNA from tricistronic rRNA transcript (SSU-rRNA, 5.8S rRNA, LSU-rRNA)
Cellular component (GO): 90S preribosome; nucleolus
Source: RefSeq, a predicted model, not a curated record